UAAUGCAGCCCUUCUAUUUAAGGCGCCCAUAUCUCGUUCCCUCGUCGUCUAGGGUUCUUUUGGCGGCUGCUAGGGUUUGCUCCCUCAUCGAAACACAGGUAUAAGAAAUGGCUCCUCCGCAGCCAAACAGUGGGAUCUUUGUUGGGUUGAACAAGGGACACGUCGUCACCAAGAGGGAGUUGGCUCCUCGCCCUUCGAGCAGAAAGGGGAAAACUAGCAAAAGGGUGCACUUUGUUAAAAAUUUGAUCAGGGAAGUUGCUGGUUUUGCUCCUUACGAAAAGAGAAUUACUGAGUUAUUGAAGGUUGGAAAGGAUAAGCGUGCACUGAAAGUUGCAAAGAGAAAGUUGGGAACUCACAAGAGGGCCAAGAAGAAGAGAGAGGAGAUGGCCAAUGUCCUCAGGAAGAUGAGGUCUGCUGGUGUGUCCGACAAGAAGAAAUGAUGAACUCUUUGCUUCAAAAACUCUCCACACCAUUGAUGGUUUAAUAUCCUACCGGGGUUUGAUCUUGUUGGGAGACUUUUGCCUGUAGGAUUCUAUAGACAAUUAAGAAGUUUUUGUUAGUAAGACAAUCAUUUGGUAAUAUUUUGUGUUUUACAUUGUUAAAGAAUGUUGCGCUUUGUUAAACCUAAUCCCUAGUGAUGGCUUCUAGUUAUCUUGUUCUCCUGAUUUGUGAAAG
Messenger RNA from Asparagus officinalis (garden asparagus), 675 nucleotides. Its product is annotated as 60S ribosomal protein L36-2-like. The record is from RefSeq and is a predicted model, not a curated record. NCBI's taxonomy places the organism in Eukaryota, Viridiplantae, Streptophyta, Magnoliopsida, Asparagales, Asparagaceae. The transcript has 4 exons. Gene Ontology annotation, molecular function: structural constituent of ribosome. Gene Ontology annotation, biological process: cytoplasmic translation. The coding region runs from base 108 to 440 and encodes 110 amino acids. Gene Ontology annotation, cellular component: cytosolic large ribosomal subunit; ribosome.